GAGACAGAGCGAGACGAGGCUGGACGCGGAUGUGCAGCCAUAUUCGGCUUCACACACCGACCUCACCGGGAGAAAUACACACUCAGACAUACGAACGGCCAUUCCUAACUGCGCGUGGAGAUUUAUUUUAAUCACAGCAACUCGUUAUUUUUAUUUGUUUGGAUUUUCACGGGGGAGAAUAUGGACGUCCGGGCAAGCUGAUAUUAUUCGACGGGAUAGAAAAAGCCUCCCAUCCUUGUUUCUUUCAGCGUGAAAAGUGUCGGGAUUGCAGCGUUAGGCAGGAGAGAGAACGGAAAUGACAGCGGCGGAGGCUGGGGCCGGGAACUGACGGCUCGGGAACCACAAACAAGCGUCGUUUAUCGAGCUGAGCAGAAUGUUGGGCUUGUUUUGCUAGCUAGCUAGCUAGCUGGAUGGCUAGCUAGCAAGUUGGAGUCUGGGACUUGUUCAGAGCUCCACCUCGGCCCAGCACUGAUUCAGGCUUUAUUCUGUUAGCCGUUUAGCCUCUCGCGCAGGACUUGCACCUCGCCCUAGUCGCCGCUAAUCCCGUUUUUAUUACAAGCGCUAUCAUCUACACUACACACGGGUUUAGGGUUAGUUUUGUUCUGCGGUAAGAAAGAAGAGGAGCUCAGGCCGCUGAUAGAAAAAUGUCGGCAAAGGUGCGUCUGAAGAAGUUGGAGCAGUUGCUGCUGGAUGGCCAUCAGAAGAGCCCGAGCUCCCUGAGUGUCGAGACCCUCCUGGAUAUUCUCGUGUGUUUAUACAACGAGUGCAGCAGCUCGCCCCUGAAACGGGAGAAACACGUGACCGAGUUUUUAGAAUGGGUCAAACCGUUCACCACCACCGUAAAAGAAAUGCGUCUCCACAGGGACGACUUCGAGAUGCUCAAGGUGAUCGGCCGGGGCGCCUUCGGAGAGGUCGCUGUGGUAAAGAUGAAAAACACAGAGCGCAUUUACGCCAUGAAAAUCCUGAACAAGUGGGAGAUGCUGAAAAGGGCUGAGACCGCCUGUUUCAGAGAGGAGAGGGACGUCCUGGUGAACGGAGAUUGCAAAUGGAUCACAACCUUGCAUUAUGCCUUUCAGGAUGAUAAUUACCUGUACCUAGUGAUGGACUACUAUGUGGGUGGGGAUCUGCUAACACUACUCAGCAAGUUCGAGGACAGGCUGCCAGAGGACAUGUCCAAGUUCUACGUGGCAGAGAUGGUUCUUGCCAUUUACUCCAUCCACCAGCAGCAUUAUGUGCACAGGGAUAUUAAACCUGAUAAUGUGCUGCUUGAUAUGAACGGCCACAUCCGCCUGGCCGAUUUCGGUUCCUGUCUACGGAUGAUGCCAGACGGCACGGUGCAGUCAUCAGUAGCAGUAGGAACCCCAGACUACAUUUCCCCUGAGAUUCUGCAGGCCAUGGAGGACGGCAUGGGGAAGUAUGGGCCUGAGUGUGACUGGUGGUCUCUGGGUGUGUGCAUGUAUGAGAUGCUGUAUGGCGAGACACCUUUCUACGCAGAGUCUCUGGUUGAGACUUACGGCAAGAUCAUGAACCACGAGGAACGCUUCCAGUUCCCAUCUCACAUCACUGACGUAUCGGAGGAUGCCAAGGACCUGAUGCAGAGGCUGAUCUGCAGUAGGGAGCGCAGGCUGGGCCAGAACGGCAUCGAGGAUUUUAAGAAACACCCCUUCUUCUCUGGCAUUGACUGGGAGAACAUUCGCAGCACUGAAGCCCCCUACAUUCCUGACGUCAGCUCUCCUUCCGACACUUCCAACUUUGACGUGGACGAUGAUGUACUAAAGAACCCGGACAUCGCUCCUCCCAUUUCCCACACUGGCUUUACUGGUCAGCACCUGCCCUUUGUGGGUUUCACCUACACCACUGAAAGCUGUUUCUCAGAUCGGGGUCGCCUCAGGCUGGCAGCUCUGGCUGAUGGAGGCUCAGGAGAGGAUCUGCAGCCCCAUAAAGAUGGUGGCUUGCAGCUUGAGGCCUUUGAGAGGAGGAUCCGCUCACUAGAGCAGGAAAAACAAGAGCUCAGCCGCAAGCUACAGGAAUCAACACAAGCUGUGCAGUCCCUUCAUGGCUCGGGUCGCGGCACAAGCACACUAGGCCGCGAUAAAGAGAUAAAGAAGCUUAAUGAGGAGAUAGAUCGCCUAAAGAAGAAACUAGCCGACUCUGAUAGGCUGGAGCACCAGCUGGAGGAAGCGGUGACUUUGCGGCAGGACUACGAGAGCUCCUCCACCAAGCUCAAAGCUUUGGACAAGCAAGUGAAAAGCCUUCGUCAAGAAAAGGAGGACCUCAAUAAGCAACUGGCGGAGUCUCUGGACCGCAUGAAAUCUCAGACGAAAGAGCUGAAAGACGCUCACCAACAGAGGAAGCUGGCCAUGCAGGAGUUCUCCGAGCUAAACGAGCGCAUGGCCGAGCUGCGCUCACACAAGCAGCGGCUCUCACGACAGCUCCGCGACAAGGAGGAGGAGAUGGAGACACUCAUGCAGAAGCUCGAUGGCAUGCGCCAGGACAUCCGCAAGACCGAGAAGGCCCGAAAAGAGCUGGAAGCUCAGCUGGAAGACGCUCGUGCAGAAGCGUCUAAGGAGCGAAAGCUGCGAGAACACAGUGAAGUUUAUUCCAAACAGCUGGAAAGUGAACUGGAGACACUAAAGGUGAAGCAGGGCACCGGUCGAGCAUCCAAUGUGAGCGCUGAGACGCAGCAGGAGCUGACCAAGGUAAAGUCUGAGCUGGAUAAGAAGAUGCUGUUCUAUGAGGAAGAGCUUGUCAAGCGCGAUGCCUGCCAUGGCACAGAGCUGAAGAACAUACGCAAAGAGCUGCACGAUUCUGAGAGCCAGCAGGUCUCCCUGCAGAAGGAGCUGCUUGUGCUUAAGGACAAGCUGGAGAAAGCCAACAAGGAGCGUCAAAUGGAGAUGGACGAGGCUCUGGGUUCCCUAAAAGAGAAAUUUGAGCGUGAACGGAGCCUGCUGACCGAUGAGAACCGCAAGCUGACCUCGGAAACAGACAGGCUGUGCACAUUUGUGGACAAACUGACAACCCAGAACAGACAGCUAGAGGACGAGCUGCAGGACUUGGCUUCGAAGAAGGAGAGCGUUGCACACUGGGAGGCACAAAUCGCUGAGAUCAUUCAGUGGGUAAGCGAUGAGAAGGAUGCACGUGGCUACCUGCAAGCUCUAGCCUCGAAGAUGACAGAGGAGCUGGAGUCACUACGCAGCUCCAGCCUAGGAUCCAGACAUCUGGACCCCUUGUGGAAGGUGCGUCGCAGUCAGAAGCUAGACAUGUCUGCCCGUUUAGAGCUGCAGUCAGCUCUGGAUGCUGAAAUUAGAGCCAAGCAGCUGGUCCAGGAAGAGCUGCGGAAGGUCAAAGCUGCCAACAUCUCCUUCGAGAGCAAACUGAAAGAUGCUGAUGUGAAGAACAGGGAGCUGGAGGAGCAGUUGGAAAGCAUGAAGAAAGACCUGGAGGAGAGCCGCACACGCAACUCUGACCGAGGUCUUAAACUUCCAGACUUCCAGGACAACAUCUUUGAGUACUUCAACACUUCUCCAUUGGCCCACGACCUUACAUUCAGAACUAGCUCAGUCAGUGAAGUUGAAGCCACGCCUCAGAAAACAGACGUUCCCUCUUCCUCACCCUCAGCAGCUUCAGAGCAGGAUGAGCCUGUGAAGACCCCAGCAGCCACUCCAACUACCCCAUCUCCAGCUUACUCAUCAUCAAUGCUCAUAGCACCAAAGCCUAAAGCUCACCAGCUGAGCAUUAAGACCUUCUCGAGUCCGACACAGUGUACCCACUGCACAUCUCUAAUGGUGGGCCUGAUCAGACAGGGCUAUGCUUGCGAGGUGUGUUCCUUUAUCUGUCACGUGUCCUGUAAGGACAACGCUCCUCAGGUGUGCCCUAUUCCACCAGAGCAGGCCAAGAGGCCACUGGGAAUUGAUGUGCAGAGGGGUAUCGGCACAGCCUACAAAGGCUUUGUCAGGAUCCCAAAGCCUACCGGAGUGAAGAAAGGUUGGCAGAGAGCAUAUGCUGUGGUAUGUGACUGUAAACUCUUCCUAUAUGAGGUUCCUGAAGGGAAGUCCACUCAGCCUGGUGUGGUGGCCAGUCAGGUCCUUGACCUCAGAGAUGAGGAGUUUUCUGUAAGCUCUGUGUUGGCAUCUGAUGUGAUUCACGCUACCCGCAAAGACGUGCCUUGCAUAUUCAGGGUAACUUCGUCCACACUGGGCUCUCCAGCGCGGGCGGUGUCUCUGCUGGUCUUGGCUGAGACCGAGGCUGAGAAAAGGAAGUGGGUGGGCAUCCUCGAGGGUCUGCAGAGUAUCUUAGCCAAGAACCGGCUAAAGAACCGAAUAGUGCACGUCCUGCACGAGGCUUAUGACAGCAACCUGCCUGCAAUUAAAUCCACACUCUCCGCAGCUAUUAUUGACCGAGAACGAAUAGCAUUGGGCACAGAGGAAGGGCUGUUUGUCGUGGAGGUUACUAGAGAUGUCAUUGUGCGUGCUGCUGACUGCAAGAAAGUCCACCAGAUUGAGAUGGUACCUCAGGAGAAGAUGGUGGUGCUGCUGUGCGGUCGUAACCGAACCGUGCACCUGCACUCGUGGGGGUCGCUGGACGGUGCUGAGCCAUUGUUUGAUGUUAAACUGGCUGAGACAAAGGGCUGUCAGGCUCUCAGUGUUGCCUCGCUGCGGCCAGGUGGCUCCGCCUACAUGAUGGCUUCUGUGAAGCGCCAGGUGUUUUGCUAUGAGAUCACGCGGAGCAAGCCUUAUGCUCGGCGCCUGUGGGAGGUGCAGUCUCCAGGCGUGGUGCAGUGGCUGGGCAUGGUGCGGGGGCGAGUCUGCGUAGGCUACCCAUCAGGCUUUGCUCUGCUGGCGCUGCAGUCUGAGGUGGCACCAGUAAGCUUGGUGAGCCCUGCUGAUCCAUCACUCGCCUUCCUAGCCCAGCAGCCACUGGAUGCUCUUCAUGCAAUGGAGGUGGGUGCCAACGAGCUACUGCUUUGCUUCAGCCAGCUUGGCAUCUAUGUGGAUGGUCAGGGCCGUCGUUCACGCACCCAGGAGCUCAUGUGGCCUGCAACACCACUCGCAUGUAGCUCAAACUCCACAUAUCUGACUGUGUACAGCGAUUAUGGGGUGGAUGUGUUUGAUGUCCACACUACAGAAUGGGUUCAAACCAUUUCAUUAAGGAAGAUCAAACCCCUGAAUGUGGAAGGCAGUCUGAAUCUGAUGGGGUCGGAGCAACCCCGCCUCAUCUACUUCAGCAACAACGCUGCAGAAGGUUGUGAUCUGACUAUACCCGAGACCUCCGACAACAUUAAGAAACUGAUGGUGAGAACGCGGAGCAAGAGAAAGUUCCUCUUCAAGGUUCCUGAAGAAGAGCGGCUCCAGCAGAGGAGGGAGAUGCUGAGGGAUCCAGAAAUGAGGUCCAAGCUGAUCUCCAAUCCAACCAAUUUCAACCAUGUAGCCCAUAUGGGUCCAGGAGACGGCAUGCAAGUUCUCAUGGAUCUGCCUCUGUCAAGCGAGACUCCCUCCCCCUCUUCCUCCCGACACCACGCCCUGAUCUCCCCUCCAACCAACUUUGAGCACGUCUAUCACAUGAGUCCUGCCUCUGCUGGGCUCUAUCUGCAGAAAGAGGCUUCCUCCCAGCAGAGCCUGCCUCAGCUCUCCUCCUCUUCCUCCUCACCUUCCACCUCCUCCCUCGGAAGGAGCGUGAUGCCUUCCUCACAGGAUGACUUGACCAAGGACAAACCACGUCCUCUUUCUAGUAUUUCAAGGCAAACCAGGAGUAAGACCCACAUCACACGCACUGCCUCAGGCGGCGGUGAAUUCAUAGGAGCAGGGUCAUCUCGCAAUAUCUCAGAUCCCGAUCAGGACUUUGAUAGAGAGCCUGACUCGGACUCCACCAAACACUCCACCCCAUCCAACAGCUCGAACCCGAGCAGCCCUCCGAGUCCCAACUCCCCACACCGCAGCCAGCUUACUCUGGACGGUUUGGAACACUCCCUGGAUAGCUGAGCAUGAUAACCAGCUCAUGUGCACACAAACACCUCUUCACUUUAUCAUACUCUUCCUACCAUUCCCUUCCACUCACUUAGGACUCGCUACAAAGUGCCAAGACUCAACGUGUCAUCCAUAAUCUUUAGCUCAUUACUCGCCCUAACAUGACGGACACCGUGACUCUCCCUCCUCCUGGAUGCUGCGAAAGGAAAAGAUCUCCUGACCGGAGCUGGGAAACUGGGUCACAAAAUCAGGGCAUCUAUCUCGAUGAAAAUCCCAGCUUUCUCCUGCUGGGUUUGGUCAGUGGAAGUGGGUCAAAUCUGCCCCCUAGUGGAGCAUUUGUGGCAGGGUGUAAUAUAACUGCUUAUGUUGAUUUUUUUUUUUUUUUUUUUUUUUAUCUCAGUUUUGUCUCAUGCUUUUGUGUUUUUUAAAAUAGAUAUAUGGUUAUCUGCCAUCUGAUUUAAAAUCAGGGGCUCAUAUUAAAAAAACAAACAAACACUAAUUGUGACUGCUCUGAUCAUGAAACAUUUUCUGAAAGGUUCUGAUGUGAGGGAAAAAGAGACUGUUUUGUCGUUUUUAAAAUUGUUGUAUAAAAUUUCAGUGGACGUUGUUCACUCAUCUUGUGAUGGUAGGAAGGAACUCUUUACUGCUCUGGAGACCAAGAAUGAAACAUCCUCCCUUUAUUUCAGCUGGUCCAGUAAUGUAAAAAGAAAAAGACACCUUUUUUGCUGUUUUUUGAUCACUGACACUUCCCACUUCAGAUUGGAUUAGUUAUCAGACUGCGGGGAUUUUAAGCCAAACCAGUAGGCACUUUUAUUGUAUUUUUUUUUUCCUUUUUCCCAAUUCUGCAUUUUCAGCCAGCAUUUGUAUUAUUCAUGUUUUAACCUAGAUGUUUGACACAGAAAGAAAACAAGAAAAAAAAAGAUUUAGCUGGUGAUAAACGACACUGCUCAUAAAUGAUAACAAGAACCUAAAGUGAACAGAAACAAGACUUUACGUAUAGAUAAGUGUUUUAACAAAAGAAAUGGCACACAGCUAAAGGACCACACUAUUCAUAGGAUUUUAAUAGUCGUUCUGAAACUGCUGCUGCUUUUUGUGUGCUUUAUAAAGAAAUAAAUAUGUGAUAAGAUUCUCAUCAUAGCCAUGCUCAGUUAUCGGUUUAUAAACUGCCACAUCAUGGACCAUCUGUGAGCCAUUGUGUGCGAGUCUCGCAAGGUGAUUGUGUGGAUUUUGGAAUUGGAUGAGGACUAAGACACCAUGAGCUAUAGACGUUAAUGGUGCAGCGAUACUUUUUUCUUUUUUUUCCUGUCGUGUGCCUUCAGUUCCACCAUUGUCCACUACAUCAUUUCAGUUAUUUUUUUAAAAGGACAGGUUCAUCGUUUUAUUCUGUAUUAUUUCUUCCCAUGAAAACACUGUAUAGAACUUGCACACAAAAUGUUUGAGUCCAAGAUUUUUUUUUUGUGAGUGUGUCUGGGUGGUGUGUUUUUGUUUUGGUUUUUUUUGCUCCUCCUUCCCUUCUACCUGACUUCUAAAAACAGGACUUUAUCCUCAAAACACUACUGCUUUUGCUUCAGAAGAAAGAAAUCACAAAAAAUCUUUGUAAUUAUUGGAUUGUUAGUCUCAAAUCUGAACAAACAAUAAAAGAGUACCUGUGGCACUUGUGUUGUCAUACUGGUGUGUAAAAAUGGACCGGUCCUGAAUUUAAAUCUCCAGAUUUCAUCAUUUACAGUAGUUCAUGUUUAUCUUUAUGAAUGCUGUUGUCUCGUCUGAAGCAAAUGAUCUCCUUUGUACAAUCUGAAUAGAAGGGAAAUAUAUUUGUGUUUUGCAUUAAAAACA
Messenger RNA from Clarias gariepinus (North African catfish), 7796 nucleotides. It is a transcript of the gene cdc42bpb, whose product is annotated as CDC42 binding protein kinase beta (DMPK-like). Gene Ontology annotation, cellular component: cytoplasm; cytoskeleton. Gene Ontology annotation, molecular function: protein serine/threonine kinase activity; ATP binding. The transcript is spliced from 37 exons. The record is from RefSeq and is a predicted model, not a curated record. Lineage: Eukaryota; Metazoa; Chordata; Actinopteri; Siluriformes; Clariidae. The coding region runs from base 645 to 5978 and encodes 1777 amino acids. Gene Ontology annotation, biological process: actomyosin structure organization; peptidyl-threonine phosphorylation.